This is a messenger RNA of Hyaloscypha bicolor E, 433 nucleotides long. RefSeq lists its product as uncharacterized. The record is from RefSeq and is a predicted model, not a curated record. Bases 72 to 347 code for a protein of 91 amino acids. The transcript is spliced from 2 exons. NCBI's taxonomy places the organism in Eukaryota, Fungi, Ascomycota, Leotiomycetes, Helotiales, Hyaloscyphaceae.
UCUCCUUGACCUGGGGGUAGAUGAGGUUAUUGGAAAAAGUACAAAGCCGUCCUCACUCACCUCAAGUCAUUAUGUCGGACUACGAGUUGGCAAUCCACCGAGAGACCACCCACAGAUUUCUCCGACUCUUUCGUCACCCCUCGGAAGCACCAGAAUUUUUUAGAGCCGUUUCCGCCGGCACAAGAGAUUACUACGCCGCCCGCGACGCUGUGGACCUGGAGCGUGCCCAGAUUAUUCGCCUGCUGUCAUACUCGCGCAGACUAGCCCUUACAAUGGCUGGAAGCACGCUCAUCUUCAGCCUGCUCUUCUUAGCGGCCAUGAUUACCCGCACCCGGGCCGACCCGUAGACGCCCGAAGACUUCAACUGGGCCGCACUCUCAGCACUUACGCCGUCACAGGAACAGUGGCAGGGCCUUAACGAUAACCUUUACCG